AUGGCUGCUCUGUGGCUGCUCUCCUGCCUGGCACUCCUCGGCGCGGCUCAUGGCUGUGGUGUGCAGGAAAUCCAGCCCAUCAUCAGUGGCUACGCUCGCAUUGUGAAUGGCGAGGAGGCGGUUCCCGGAUCCUGGCCCUGGCAGGUCUCCCUGCAACAGUCGAAGACGAACAGCAGGCACUUCUGUGGCGGCUCCCUGGUCAGCAAGCGUUGGGUGGUGACAGCUGCACACUGCGGAGUGACGAAAUCCAACGUGGUGGUGCUCGGGGAACACGACCGCAGCUCCUCCCAAGAGAAAGUGCAGAAACUGGCCAUCCAGCAGGUUUUCACCCACCCGCAGUAUAACUCCUACACCACCAACAAUGACAUCGCGCUCAUCAAGCUGGCCACGGCCGUGAAGCUGGGCAGCACUGUGGCCCCAGUGUGCCUGGCAGCCACCGGGGAGCAGUACCAGAGUGGCCAGCGCUGCGUCACCACUGGCUGGGGCAAGACCCGCUACAAUGCCUUAAGCACCCCAAGCAAACUGCAGCAGACGGCGCUGCCCCUGCUGACCAAUGAGGAGUGUAAAAAGUACUGGAACGGUGACAUCCUGGACUCCAUGAUCUGUGCUGGAGCAGCAGGCUCCUCCUCCUGCAUGGGUGACUCCGGCGGCCCCCUUGUCUGCCAGGAGAACGGAGUCUGGCAUCUAGUGGGCAUCGUGUCCUGGGGCAGCAGCCGCUGUGCCACCACCAUGCCAGGCGUCUAUGCCCGCGUAAGCCUGCUCCGUGCAUGGGCCGACAGCAUCAUGGCCAGCAACUGA
Caretta caretta (loggerhead turtle) is the source of this 798-nucleotide messenger RNA. Its product is annotated as chymotrypsinogen A-like. Lineage: Eukaryota; Metazoa; Chordata; Testudines; Cheloniidae. The record is from RefSeq and is a predicted model, not a curated record. Gene Ontology annotation, biological process: proteolysis. Gene Ontology annotation, molecular function: serine-type endopeptidase activity.